AUGCGAUCGGCCACGUUACGGCGCACCGGCUCUAUGUACGUCUUCAUCCUCAACCUGGCGGCGGCGGAUCUGCUCUAUCUGGGCACCAUCCCGUUCGUAGUCUGCACCUACUUCGCCCACGACUGGUUCUUUGGGGAAAUGGGCUGCAGGCUGCUGUUGAGUCUGGAUCUGCUCACCAUGCAUGCCAGCGUGUUUGUGCUGGUGGCCAUGAGUCUGGAGCGCUACCGCGCCGUGGCCGCUCCAUUCCGAGCCCGUCGCUCGACCGCACGUAAUCACUGGCUGAUGGCGUUGGGAAUCUGGGCGGCAGCGUUCGUGUUGACGCUCCCUAUGAUGGUGAUGAUCCGUCUCCGCGAGGGACGUCCCAGUACGGUGGGCCUCGUCAAACGCAUCUGCUUCCCAACAUGGACACCUGAGGCUUUCAAGGCGUAUCUGACCGCGCUCUUCUUCACCAGCAUGCUCCUGCCAGGCCUGCUGAUGGUAGGACUCUACACGGGUCUCGCCCGGCAUUACUGGGCCGCCCAGGCUAACCUGACUCACGGAUCCUCGUCGUCCGUUCGCAGGCGCCGACUGAAGCACAAGGUGGUGGGCAUGAUUUUCUGCAUCGUGGUGGCGUACUGGACGUGUUUUCUGCCAUUCUGGGGUUGGCAGAUGGCGAAGCUCUUCUCAUCCGAGUCGCUCCGCUCGCUGUCGGCCGCCGCUCACACCUACGUCAACUUCUUCGUCACCUGCCUGACGUACGGAAACAGCUGCAUCAACCCGCUGCUUUACACGCUGCUGACGCGCAACUACCGUGACUACCUGGCCCAGAGAGGUCAGUCAUCAGGGGCGAGUCGAGGGGACCAGGGGUCGGCCGCGGGGGUCAACCCUAUCCAAGAUCAUAUAGGAUGA
Molecule: messenger RNA, 888 nt
Organism: Sinocyclocheilus grahami
Lineage: Eukaryota; Metazoa; Chordata; Actinopteri; Cypriniformes; Cyprinidae
Gene: uts2r4
Product: urotensin-2 receptor 4
Exons: 1
Coding region: 1-888 (295 amino acids)
Biological process (GO): neuropeptide signaling pathway; regulation of blood pressure; blood vessel diameter maintenance
Cellular component (GO): plasma membrane
Molecular function (GO): urotensin II receptor activity
Source: RefSeq, a predicted model, not a curated record